AUGAGGUCUUUAAUCCUUUUUGCGCUCCUUGGUGGAAUGCUCCAAGACGUUGAAUCUCAGAACAUCACUCAAACUUCUGCAAUCUCGUUUUCCGCUACUCCUGUUACGACCGCCAUACCUUCUGCUACAGUACCAUUGGAUACUCCUGUAGUUGGACAGGGUGAUUAUCCUCCUGAACAAUACUUGUGUGAUCAAGGAAAGAAUACCACUUAUUGUGCUGGUGUACUGCUACAAGAUGUCCAAUUAGCUGGUCUUUUCCCUGAUUCCAAACCUACAAAUGGUACUUUGAACGAUACAAUUGCAGCUUUCAACGCAUUAGGAUCGAACGUCACUGUAGGGCAAAUUGAGACUUUUGUUGAGAGUAAUUUCAAAGGAGAAGGACUUGAUCUUGAACAAAUUCCAAUUGAGGGAUUCGUGCAGAAUCCAGCUAUACUCGACAAUAUCUCUGAUCCUAUAUACAAAGCUUGGACAAGUAUCGUUAAUAGCUAUUGGACAUUACUCAUCAGGGAAACUAACGAAUCAUCUAUCUGUAAUGGCAAUUGUGAUUCAAGUUUGAUUCCUCUGAACCAUACAGUCGUAGUUCCAGGUGGAAGAUAUCAUGAGAUCUAUUAUUGGGAUUCUCGAUGGAUCAUUGAAGGUUUACUCAAAUCUGAGCUGUACGACUAUGCUUGGAACUUGUUACAAAACAUGAUGGACUUUAUUGAUGCUUACGGAUAUAUCCCUAAUGGUGGAAGGAAAUACUACCUCAAUCGUUCCCAACCACCUAUGUUCAUCCAGAUGCUUGAUGCCUACGUUAAAGUCACAGGAAACACCACCAUCCUUGAAAGGGCUUUACCACUCGCUUCUACUGAAAUGGAGUGGUGGGCUACAAACCGAACCUUCAACUACACAUCGCCAUUCACCAAUAAGACAGUUUUGGUUGCUCACUAUGCUGUCAAUAACUCGGCCCCAAGACCGGAGGGGUACGUCGAAGAUUACGAGACUGUUACUGGUACCACUCCUGCCCUCAACGCCACCGGUAAAGCCGAGCUCUACUCUGAGCUUGCUUCGGGAGCAGAAUCAGGAUGGGAUUAUUCAUCAAGAUGGUGCAAACAGCCAGUAUUGAACGUCAGCGAUAAUAACCCCGCUCUGAGAACACUCAAUAUAAAGGCAAUCAUUCCCGUGGAUCUGUUGAGUCUCUUAGCUGGUGAUCAUGCUUUGCUCGCCGAUAUGUAUGAUCUUCAUGCCAAUUCGACCAACUCGACGUCCAGCAGCAAUUCUACAGGUAUUCUCCCGCCAACUGCCAAUUCUACUGCAAACUCUACCAGUAAUGGAGGAUCAUCUGCAAAUGCUACUUAUCAUCGACAACAAGCUCAAGCUUUCAGUGAUGCUGUUCUCGACCUCUGCUGGGACCCUGUUAAAUCCUGGUUCUACGAUUUCAACACCACUUCCAACUCCCGAUCGAAUGUAUAUACACCUGCUGGUGCAUGGCCUCUAUGGCAGAAUAUCACACCUAGUGAACUUGUGAACAACGAGACUGCAGCUCUGAACUUCGUUUCAGGCGCUAGAUUCUUGCUUGGGAGAUACUCGGGUAUUCCUAGUGUGGCUAGUCUGCUAUACACUGGAUUGAAUUGGGAUUUCCCCAAUUCGUGGCCACCACAUCUCCACACAACAAUCAAAGCGUUUGAGACGCUUGGAAGGCUUUAUCCUAACGCUUCGACCUUAUCUAACCUUACCAUCCCAUAUUCUCAAGUUGCAUCAGGACAACUAGGCAUCAACGAGACCGCUCUUCAGCCCCAGCCUGCAAGUACCAUUGGAAAUGUGUCCUUACAAGUUCAAGAAGCUCAAGGUAAACCUUGGCCUCUGGCUUUGUCAAUCGAGUACGCCAAUAGAUACCUUGGAGCUGCUUUCUGUUCUUGGUAUUCUACGGGUGGAGCUAUAGAGGGAUUAUUGACUCAACUGCCAUUGAGUGAACUCAACGCCACGGGUACCUAUACGGCUGGUCAGUCAGGUGUAAUGUUUGAAAAGUUCAACGCAACCGACACCGACGCGGCAGGUGGAGGAGGCGAAUACACUGUGCAAGUCGGUUUCGGAUGGACCAAUGGUGUUGUCCUUUGGGCAGCUGGAGAAUAUGGUCAAUACCUUCCUGCACCUACAUGCCCCAUGAUUCCAAUUAUCGAAAUGAGUAAUAAUGGUACUUCAUCCUCAUAUUCCAACGGUACUACAGUCAAUGGUACAGGAUCAAUCGUGAAUGCUACCUCAGGCAAUUCCACAUCCAGUAUCCUGUUUGCUGGAUAUAGGAUCCCGAGAGACGAUUGGAAAAGAGCCGUUGAGGAACAGUGA
Molecule: messenger RNA, 2322 nt
Organism: Kwoniella shivajii
Lineage: Eukaryota; Fungi; Basidiomycota; Tremellomycetes; Tremellales; Cryptococcaceae
Exons: 18
Coding region: 1-2322 (773 amino acids)
Biological process (GO): trehalose catabolic process
Molecular function (GO): alpha,alpha-trehalase activity
Source: RefSeq, a predicted model, not a curated record